AUGACCGACAAGCUCUCCGCAACACAUCUGAUCACUUCAAGAUCGCGUGCUCGUGCCGCACAUGCGCUUGUCUCUCGAGUCAUCGUCAACAUCAGUAAGGGUGAAUUCUCACUGGCGCGGACUGGGUUGCCAGAAGUGCAGGUCUCCUGCUCUGCGCCACCAGUGGUGAAACCCUCUGACACAGCACUAUAUAUAUUCACAUCAGGGAGCUCGGGCAGUCCCAAGGCCAUCGCUAUCUCACAUGAAGCCUGGGCGACAAGAUGCGCAGGAUGUUGUGAAUAUGGCGUUACUGAUAUGACGAGAGUGCUGCAAUAUGCCUCAUGCAGUUUCCUUGUUGCUGUCGCGGACACUCUAGGAACACUGAUUGCCGGCGGGACGGUGACCAUUCUGAGCUCUGAAGAACGCAUGAAUGACUUACACGGUGCGAUGAGGCGUCUUCAGCCGAACUACGCAUCCAUAACGCCGUCCGUGGCAAAGGCGCUAGAGCUGAGCGAAGUACCUAGCAUUCAGAGCCUCCUACUUGUUGGAGAGCCAAUCCCACGCUCCUUGGCUGAAAGAUUGCUUCACUCCAGGAUCAAGCUUCUCAAUGGCUACGGGCAGAGCGAAAUAUGUGGCCUCAACAGCGUUGCCGAUUUGCGACAGGCCGACACGAGCUGUCGCAACAUCGGACGAAGCAAGUUGCAGAACUACUGGAUCGUCGACCCCAACGACCAUGAGCGCUUGAUGCCUGUGGGCGGCCUGGGUGAGCUCGUGGUCGAAGGGUAUGCAAUCAGCCAAGGCUAUGUAAGUGAACCAUCUCAGCAGGCUGCGGCAGCUUAUAUAUCUGCUCCCAAUUGGGCUGCAAGCUUUACGGCUCCAACAGACAAGUCCUGGAGCUGGUAUAAAACAGGUGAUUUGGUGCAGUAUCAGGCCAACGGGGAUCUGUACCUGUUCGGACGGAAAGACACGCAGCUGAAAGUCCGUGGCCAACGUGUCGAAGCGGCAGAAGUUGAGCACCACAUUACGCACAGCUUCAAGCAAGAGAUAGAACACGUUGUGGUUGACAAGACUGGAACAGAGGAGAAGCUCACAGCCUUCGUCGUGCUGAGGCAAAGUCACGCGCAACGUACUGCUUCGAGUCUCAAAGCUGAAAUGAAUCGUGCAUUAUGUACCAUCGUUCCAGCGUGGAUGGUUCCUGAGAAAGUUGUUCUUACUCGGGCCAUGCCCUUGACAGCGACAGGAAAAUUGGACAGACGAGCGUUGAGACGUGGUCAUGGCCUGACGGUUGCAGUCUCUGAUCCUGAAGACACUAUGAAGGCCGAUCAACAGCACUCUUUUCAUGCAGGCGACGAUUGCCGCCACUUUGAGUUACUUGCCUCGCUUUGUCACAAGAUUCUCGGAGUUGAUGUGAAAGCCAUCUCGACGAAGAGCGAUUGGUACUCUCUCGGAGGUGAUUCACUGUCGGCAAUGCGCCUGGUCAAAGAGGUCAGAACAGCUGGCUUGCGUCUAAGGACGAACGACCUAAUGACCGGGCGCGCGCUCGCGGAUAUCUGCGCUACCUUGGAGCCUAUGGAACCAGACUUCGAUAACGCACCAAUGCAUCAGAGCUGCUCCUCGACAGAACUUUUGCCAAUGACUGAUUUUCAAGAGCAAUAUGCCCCUUCGGCAGACGGCUCUGAUCGAGGAGAGCUUUACAAAUACCACAUCGCCUUCCGUGGAAAUUUUGACAUUGAGAGACUGGGCCAGGCAUUGCAUCUAUGGGUUCAGUCCCACGAGGCUUUGCGUAUCUCCUUCGAGAGGGCUGCCUCUGGAUGCUUGUCGCAGCGUGUCCUACCGGAAGCCGGGCAGGAAUGGCGAUCACGAGUCGUUCUACUUUCGGCAGAGGAGCAUGACAUGAGGCUUUCGGUAAAACAUGAUUACAUGAAACAUCCCGUGUUGAUACUGCUGCAUCGAUCGAGCGACAAAGACAGACGAGAAGGUCCUCAGCUCACCUUGCACAUAUGCCACAGUGUCUUUGACGGCAUGUCAAUUAACCACUUGUGGCAUGAUUUGGUGAAAUGCUAUACAUUUCUUGAUGCAAGACCACGACCCAGCUUCGCGCAGUACUUGAGCGAGAAAUUGUUGACCCGCACUGGAGAUUCAGUGGCAUAUUGGACCCAGCUGCUUGAUGGCUCUUCACCUACAUACCUUCGAAGUAACAUGGCUGAAGUCGGGGCCACCGAGUCUACGCGAGGCGUGAGACACGCUGCAUACUUUAACGGGAGACAUACGUCCUCCUUUUCUGUAUCAACAUUGGUCUAUGCCGCGUGGUCACUCGUUCUAAGCGUCCUAGCCAACAAAAACCAUAUCGUCUUCCUCUACCUCGUCCAUGGUCGAGAUGAGGAUUAUGAAGGAAGUAGCGAAAUCGUCGGCUGCUGCGUGAGCGAAAUUCCCUGCAGGGUCAGACUGCAGGAUGAUAUGUCUCCCGGGGACCUUUUGCGUUCAGUGCAGCAUCAGAUGUUGGAAUCUACGUCUCAUGCUCACCUCGGCGCAAGAAUUAUUGCUUCGCGCUGUACGAGCUGGCCUCAGAGCGAGCAACGCUACGAUCUGAGUACCAUGCUGUGGAACGAGGGCGUUGCAAAUGAGGAUUCUUUUGCUGUCGGCGAUGCUGGAUACAUGCAUGUGAGUGAACCGAUUGUGGAGCGGAGGAUUUGCAAUGAUUUCGAUAUUGGUUUCAGCUCUGCGUGUCUGGCCGAGGUUUGCUUCGAGUUUCGGUGUCGCGCUGCUCUAUACAGUGAGGAGGAAGUUCAUGCUGUGGCUAAGGCGUUUCUGGAAGCUAUGCAGAUGCUGUCCGAGGAUGCGAACCAUGAUUCUGUAAGGGCUGUUAUUGCGGAUCUUCAAGCGUCGAAUGAUCUUCCGAUCGUGGACCAAGGCACUACGGAUCUUCAGACGCAGACCAGAUGCACGAACAUGAUUUUGAGUUGA
Messenger RNA from Cercospora beticola, 2943 nucleotides. Its product is annotated as non-ribosomal peptide synthetase. Gene Ontology annotation, molecular function: catalytic activity; phosphopantetheine binding. Gene Ontology annotation, cellular component: cytoplasm. The record is from RefSeq and is a predicted model, not a curated record. Lineage: Eukaryota; Fungi; Ascomycota; Dothideomycetes; Mycosphaerellales; Mycosphaerellaceae. Gene Ontology annotation, biological process: amino acid activation for nonribosomal peptide biosynthetic process; secondary metabolite biosynthetic process.